Molecule: messenger RNA, 2629 nt
Organism: Selaginella moellendorffii
Lineage: Eukaryota; Viridiplantae; Streptophyta; Lycopodiopsida; Selaginellales; Selaginellaceae
Product: pentatricopeptide repeat-containing protein At4g02750
Exons: 2
Coding region: 410-1903 (497 amino acids)
Biological process (GO): RNA modification
Molecular function (GO): protein binding; RNA binding
Source: RefSeq, a predicted model, not a curated record
UUGGUUUUGGAGAAUGAAUCCCAGCUUGGCGGAACAGAUCCUGCAAUACGCGCUGGUGGCAGCGGCGGUUCUGGCGAUGGCGUCUGGGCUGCUCACUGCCUCCUUGAAGACGAUGGUGCUCGUCUAUGGCGGCUCGGUGUUCGUUGUCUUGCUCGUUUUGAUCCCGGAUUGGGCAUUCUUCUGCCGGCAUCCUCGGCACUGGGUGCUUCCCACGCCCAACUCGCCAGAUCCCAGCCAGGACUCCCACAAGAUCCGGCGUGAUUGAUCGUGCUCUGGGGUUUCUUCCUCGCAGAGUACUGUGUGAAUCGGGAUUUUUCUCGAUCGUUACCUUGAGUGGAAUCGAAAUGCAAGCACGAUUUCUUUCCCCCAAUUGCGUGAUCUGGUAGAAACUUGUGCGCGUGGCUUUUGGAUGAUCUUGGCGCUCUCCAGUCCGAUCCCAUCGUUCCAGCAGCUGUGCUCUCGCGUCCGCAAUUGCAGAGAUGUCUCGCAGGGAAGAGAGCUCCACGCACUUGUUCUUCGCAGCCCAUACAGGGGCGAUACAUUUCUCUCCAAUCUCCUCAUCCAGAUGUACGGGAGCUUCGGCAAGCUGGGGGACGCGCGCGCGAUCUUCGAUUCCACCCACGCCCGCGAUUCACACACUUGGAAUCUCAUGGUCACGGCGUACGCACGGAUGGGACGCCUCGAGGAGGCGCGGCUGCUCCUCGAUUCGAUGCCCUACUGGAAUCCAGUGGCCUGGAAUGCCAUGAUCACCGCAUAUGCCCGGAAUGGGCAUUGUGACUCUGCUAUGAUUCUCUUCCAAACCAUGCCCGCGCGAACGGUGGUGACGUGGAACGCGAUGAUGCAAGCGCUCGUGGAAGCAGCAAGAUACUCCGAUGCCGAGUCCUUGUGGCGGAAUAUACCCGAGCUUACCGUGGUGACGUGGACGACCAUGCUUGUAGCAUUUGCCCGGCAGGGGCAUAUUGCCCGUGCCAAGGAGAUCUUUGAUAUGAUGCCCGAGAAGAAUGUCACCACAUGGACUGCUAUGCUCAAUGCCUACUGUGCUGUCGGGGAUUUGGCGACCUCAGAAGUAAUUCUAGAGUCUAUGCCGGAACACAACGUUGUCUCCUGGACAGCAAUGGUUGUUGGCUAUGGCCACAAGGGGAAUCUCGAGAGCGCUAAAGUGGUGUUCGAUUGUAUGCCAGAAUAUUCACUAGUGUCCUGGACGUCCAUGGCACACGCGUACGCAUCUAGAGGGCAUAUGACCGAGGCCGAGAGAAUGUACGGUUUGAUGCCAGAACAAAACGUUGUGACCCAAACCUCGAUGCUAGCAGGAUAUGCCCAAAAUGGGCAUCCGGAAAAGGCCAAGAGUGUUUUUGACGCCAUGACCGAGAGAAACACCGUAUCCUGGAAUUGUAUAAUUGGAAUGUUCGCCGCGACCGGGCAGCUCGAAGCCGCCAAGCGGCUGUUUGAGGCGCUGCCCGAGCCAGACGUGGUGACCUGGACGACCAUGAUUGGCGCCUUCUCUAACACGUGGCACGGGCAGCACUACUUCUACCGCCUCAACGUCGAAGGCAUCCAGCCCAGCGAGGUGACAUUCACCGGCAUUUUGUCCGGGGCCACCGCCUGCCAGCUAGGACGGUCGCGCUUCGUGGACAUGGUGGGCGAUUACCACGUGGCGCCAUCCACGGUGCACUAUGGCUCCAUGGUGGACGCGCUGGGCCGGGCCGGGCAAGUGGAAUAUGCGGCGCGGCUGGUGGAGGAGAUGCCCGUGCCGCCGGAUGCCGCUGCGUGGGGCGCGGUACUGAGCGCUUGUAAAACACAGCGCGACGUGAGCCGCGCGGCAUGGGCGGCAGUCCGCGCGUUUGAUGUGGACCCGGCCAACGACACGCCUUAUAUGCUUCUCUCCAAUGCCUACGUUAGCUAGCUCUCUCUUCUCGAGUCAAUGAAAUCAGUCAACUCAUUUACUAAUGAAGAAAGUCAAUGGUUCUGGUCUCUAUGAAAUGGGCACAAAGAUGAGGUCGCCAAUCCCACAAUUUGGGCGAUCUUUGGGAACAUCAUAGACUAAACUGGCGGAUGGAUCAAAAAUCUUCCAAAAGUUCGAGUCAAAUCCCACGAGAAUGGCGCAGCCAGUGCUGGAAAAGCUUGUCACCAGUGGAUGCUUUGCGAGCAAUCGCAUGAGCGCGUCGCCUUUUACGUCCUUCAUCCUUAGAAACGAGCCCGGCCAGCCAUCGAAUUCCCACGACAGAGUGACGAGCUCGUGGCGAUGACUGUUUGCUCGGAUCGUCAUCCAGCUGAUGGUCGAGUUUGGAUUCCUCUCUCGCAAUUCGAUGCAAUUCGUCUUGGCCGUGACCAGCGCGCACGCCAGGAGGUUGUCCAGCCACGGGAUUCCAUAGAGUUUCUCCUCGAUUUGUAGCUCUUGUAAACACCCACGGACGAGACCACUCCAAUCGACGUCGCAAGGCAAAGAAAUCUUUGAUCGUGGGAUCCUCACUCUCACCUCUACAAUGGAUCUAGAAAUCUCUUCCACUUCCUCGUGACCAAAUGUCGAUCGCAAGCUUCGGUCUGGGCGACCACACACGGCCCCCAUGCUGACCAAGGAUCUCCUUUUUAGUCUGUUUGACCUACCAUACAAGGAAGUCCUCUUAAACCC